GUUUUUGCAAAAUUGCAGAGCGAUCCUUACUGUUUAGUGCCACUACUGUGCUUUCUAUGGGUUACAAUUUUUUCGUUUAAUUAUUAUUUUCGUCGAAACAGGGAUGUUGAAUGUCAAAGGUAUGCUUCUGACUCAUUUGUUUCCUUUUAUUAUUGUUUGAAGGCUCAACUUCCUAGGCACCAAUUACGUACAGGUCGCAAUCUGCAAAACCCAUUCACAUCACUUUUCAUAGCUGUCUGCUAUGCUAGCAUAUUUCUCAAAACUACAAGCAUUACUAUAUUUGUAUCUAUGCUCGUUGAGCGUUUUAUCGCCUCGUACUAUAUCGAUGAUUAUGAGAAGAAAUCACGCCUAUGGGUAGCCAUUUUGGCGCUGCUUUCAUCAUGUCUUAUAUCUGCUUGCUUCACAACUCCACUUAUCUUUGUGGCGCUGUUUUCGAUUGGCAUUUGUAUUAUAUUCUCCAUAGUGUUCGUCGCUUUGUAUCGACGCGAUCAUCGACGUCUCAACGACUUUGUUAUGAAGGAUCCUCUUUGUUAUGAACUUAGCACCAGAUUUCAACUUGUCGAAAAUCUUCGUGUUUUAAAGGUAUGCAUGGUCUCAGCCCGUAUAGGCUGA
Molecule: messenger RNA, 612 nt
Organism: Haemonchus placei
Lineage: Eukaryota; Metazoa; Nematoda; Chromadorea; Rhabditida; Trichostrongylidae
Source: the annotation of a GenBank genome assembly